Molecule: messenger RNA, 1536 nt
Organism: Blepharisma stoltei
Lineage: Eukaryota; Ciliophora; Heterotrichea; Heterotrichida; Blepharismidae
Source: the annotation of a GenBank genome assembly
AUGAGUUAUAGAAGUAAGAGAUUUAUUAAUUGAGAUGGAAAAUCGGUAAAAUUAUGUGAAAAAGAAGAUAAAGCUUUGAACAUUGAAAAUCAUUUAUAUAGUGUGAAAUUUUCUCCAUGUGGAAAAUAUAUAGCUUUUAGAGGUAUAAAUUUUAUUGAAUUGAAUGAUUCAGUUAAUUAUAAUAUUUAUAAAAGGUGAGAAACAAACACUAUAGGUUCGAUGACAUUUACUAAAUGCGGAAAAUUUAUCAUUUUUGGGAUUCGUAAUUGGAUUAAGCAGAUAUCAGUCGAGAAUGGAAGAUGCGAUAAUAUAUUCAAAAUAGAUGAUGCACCAACUAUUCUUGAAUUUUCUCCAAAUUAUAAAUAUUUAUGCUGCAAUGGCGAUUUUCUUUACAUAAUAAACUUUGAAACUAAAGAGUUAAUAUUUAGAGAAAACUGGAAUCGAUUAAAUUUUCGUGGAUUGAUUUGUUGGUUGUCAUGUGAAGAUAAAAUGGCAAUUGCCGAUUGAAGUGGAUUGCGUUUAUUUGAUGUUGAAAAACAAGCAAUUAUCGGUCAAAUAAGACUAAACUUCAGCAUCUUUAAAUCUAUUUGCUAUUCUGAUAAACAUAGAAGUGUAUUGGUAAAUUAUAAAGAUGGACGAUUGAGACUAUGAGACUUGGAAAGCCAAAAAGACCAAAAGCAAAUUGAUGUAAUUGAAAAUUAUGUGAUUGCAGUUGCAUUCUCUCGGUGUGAGCAGUAUUUAUAUAGAGUUACGAAUGAGUCAGCAAUUGAUAAGUACAAUAUAGACAGUAAAUCCUUUGAAACAAUAAUUAAAGGUAAUAAAAAGAAAAAAAUCUCUUGUGCUGCGUUUUCUAAUUGCAAAACAUAUUGUGCUCUAGGGCUUGAUGGUAACUCAAUAGAAUUAUGAAAUCUUGAUACAAGGCAGCUAUACAUAGCUUUUAAAGAAGGCACCAAAUUUAUUCAUUCAUUGGCUUUUUCUUCAUCAGGAGUAUUUUUAUUUUCAGUACAUAAUUUUUCUAUUAUUAUAUGAAACCUUGAGCAAAGAAAAUCCAUGGCAAAGCUUGAACAUGAUACAAAGAUUUUAGCCGUUUCUCCUAACGAAAAAUAUUUUGCAUCGUCGCAUAACGAAGUUACACUUAUAUGAAAAAAUGACCGUCACUAUAAUAUGAUUAACCACUUGCAGCAUAAUCUUUGGUGAGUAACUGCAUUAGCGUUUUCUAAUUGUAGCAAUUUUUUGUUUACAGGGAAUGCUAAAGGAUAUAUUAUUAUGUGGGAUUUUAUAAAUAAGAAAAAAUUAAAAGAAUUUUCUGAUGAUAAGACAUCUAUAUGAUACUUAAUUAUUACUCCUAGAGGCUUAAUAGCAGGAAUGAGUACCCAAAUAGUGUUGUGGGAUGACAAAACUAGUGAAAAAAUUAAUGAAAUUGAAAUAAAACUCGAAGGCGUGAAUAAUUUUGCGACGACAAAGUCUGGGGAUUGAAUUGCUUUCGGAAGUUUGCAUAAUACUGUUAAGAUGUGUAGGCUAUUAGAAAAAAAUUAA